Molecule: messenger RNA, 411 nt
Organism: Microsporum canis CBS 113480
Lineage: Eukaryota; Fungi; Ascomycota; Eurotiomycetes; Onygenales; Arthrodermataceae
Exons: 2
Coding region: 1-411 (136 amino acids)
Source: RefSeq, a predicted model, not a curated record
AUGGCUUCGCAUAUGCUACCAGCCGAAUAUGUUACCCCGGAGUUUCCAUCCCUAUACCUCCCGUUUAAGCCUCUAAACCAAACGCCGAAACAUCUCUAUCAUAUGGAAGAUGUCUGGCGGUUCACAUUGUAUUGGACACUGAUAUUCUAUGGCGGGACUCAUAUGGGUGUAGCAUUCUACGCUGCUAUCCGGCAGCGACAAAGUUGGAAGCUUAUGUGGGCUAUUCCACUCGUAUACGCAAUUGUCUCUGCACUGGAAGCUCUGUUAGCCGGAAGUGUUGUUGGACUAAUUCUCGGAUUAGUUUAUGAGGCGGGAAGUUUUCGAAUGUCAACAUGGGUGCCAUUCGCCUGGGGCUGCAUAAACGUGCUGGUUCUCAUUGUGUCUUGUUUCUCAUUCCAUGGUGGACUAUGA